CGGCCCGGCCCCACCGCCCGCCCGAGCCCCGCGCCGCGGCCUGCCAGGCAGCCCCGCUCCCGCUCGCCCGCCCGCCGGCGGCCGCCGCCUGCAUGUCUGUGCUGCCCCCCGCCCCGCCGCGCCAGCCCCGCCGCCCCCAGCCCGGCACGGCCCCGGCGCCCCGCAUGCAGACUAACAGGGAUGCCAAAGGAAAAAUAUGAUCCUCCGGAUCCUCGCAGAAUUUAUACCAUCAUGUCAGCAGAGGAGUUAGCCAAUGGGAAGAAGUCUCACUGGGCAGAAUUAGAAAUCUCGGGUAGAGUGCGGAGUUUAAGUACAUCACUUUGGUCACUGACGCACUUGACUGCUCUUCACCUCAAUGACAAUAAUCUUACUCGCAUUCCACCUGAUAUUGCCAAGCUCCAUAAUCUGGUUUACCUGGAUUUGUCAUCCAACAAACUUAGAAGUUUACCAGCAGAACUAGGAAACAUGGUAUCUCUCAGGGAAUUGCUUUUAAAUAACAAUCUGUUACGGGUUUUGCCUUAUGAACUUGGACGGCUCUUCCAGCUACAAACCCUAGGUUUGAAAGGCAAUCCUUUAUCGCAGGAUAUUCUCAGUCUGUACCAGGACCCAGAUGGAACACGUAAGCUACUGAACUACAUGCUUGACAAUCUAGCAGUUCAUCCAGAGCAGUUGCCUGCAAGGCCAUGGAUUACUUUAAAAGAACGAGACCAAAUUCUGCCCUCAGCUUCAUUCACAGUUAUGUGUUACAAUGUAUUGUGUGAUAAAUAUGCCACCCGGCAGCUAUAUGGCUACUGCCCAUCCUGGGCAUUAAAUUGGGAGUAUAGGAAAAAGGGAAUCAUGGAAGAAAUCGUGCAUUGUGAUGCAGAUAUCAUUAGUCUUCAGGAAGUGGAAACAGAGCAAUACUUCACCCUCUUUCUGCCAGCAUUAAAAGAGCGUGGAUAUGAUGGAUUUUUCUCUCCAAAGUCACGUGCCAAAAUCAUGUCUGAGCAGGAGAAAAAGCAUGUGGACGGCUGUGCAAUAUUCUUCAAGACAGAGAAAUUCACAUUGGUGCAGAAGCACACCGUGGAGUUCAACCAGGUAGCAAUGGCCAACUCUGAAGGUUCAGAAGCUAUGCUAAACAGAGUCAUGACGAAGGACAACAUUGGAGUUGCUGUGGUGCUAGAGGUGCACAAAGAAUUAUUUGCAACAGGUAUAAAGGCUCUUCAUGCUGUGGACAGACAGCUGCUUAUUGUGGCAAAUGCCCACAUGCACUGGGACCCUGAAUACUCAGAUGUGAAACUUAUUCAGACUAUGAUGUUUGUCUCAGAACUGAAAAAUAUCCUUGAGAGAGCCUCUAGCAGGCCUGGUAGCCCAACAGCAGAUCCUAAUUCUAUUCCUCUGGUGCUGUGCGCGGAUCUUAACUCCUUGCCUGAUUCAGGUGUUGUGGAAUACUUAAGCAAUGGUAUAGUAGCUGACAACCAUAAGGACUUCAAAGAGUUGCGUUACAAUGAGUGUCUCAUGAACUUCAGUGGUAAUGGAAAAAAUGGAGCUUCUGAAGGAAGAAUCACACAUGGCUUCCAGCUUAAGAGCGCCUAUGAAAACAACUUGAUGCCUUACACCAAUUACACUUUUGAUUUCAAAGGUGUAAUUGACUACAUUUUCUAUUCCAACACUCAUAUGAACGUGCUUGGUGUCCUCGGGCCUUUGGAUCCUCAGUGGCUGGUUGAGAACAACAUCACUGGGUGUCCUCACCCUCACAUCCCUUCAGACCACUUCUCACUGUUAACACACCUCGAACUCCACCCUCCACUCCUGCCUCUUGUCAACGGUGUUCACUUACCAAACAGGAGGUAGUGGAGCCCUGCCCCUUAGAGGGCUAGGACCUGUUGUUAUGGACCUGUACAGUUGUAAAUCAAAGUAUGUAGGAGUGAAGUAUGGCCAACCUUAAGCUGCUUCUUCAAGCUCCUUUCAUUGUGUGUUUGAUAUGAGACUUUGCACAUUUUGGUGCAUAUUGGUAUCAUUUGGCACUAGGGCUGGAACCAAAGUAUUAUUCCCUUUUCAGGUUUUUAAUUUAAUUUUUAAGCUGGCAAGCUUGUUUUGUUUCAUUUGGAAACUGCAUUUGUAAACAGACACAUCAGAUUGAAAACUUGAAUAUUAAUCUAUUUAAAAUGUAAUGCUUUAUUCCAAAUUGUAGCAAAAAGAGCCAUUUUUAAAAGGAAGGAAAAUAUGUAACACUUAAAACUGAAUGAAAAGGACUUGUUUUGUAGGGCAAAUAAUUAGAAAUACUAACUUUUUCGGGACUCAGAGAUAUGAGUGCUGCACCCAAAACAAAUUUUGCACAUCAGCAAAGCACUUAAUGUUGACUGUAAAUUAUUAACAGUAUAGCCCUUCCCUUCUCCCCAUCUAGCUAAUGUUGAAAAACCAAAGAUGGUUGCAUAUAUCUAUUGAAAUUUGAGGGCUAAAUUAUCUCUUGAUGUAUCUCCAUUCACUACAAUGGAAAUAUGCCAUCAGAACAAUUAGAUCUGAGCAUUUAAAGCUGUAUAAAACUCUCUUGCUUGGCAGACAUAUUGGUAACUUGCUUGGAACUCUGAAGAACAUAAUUUUUUUAUUUUUCUGACUCAGAAAUUUAUCAAUCCGAACUCUAUUAAACAGUCAUCUUAGACAAACCAAGACAGGAAGCUGUUCAGCAACAUAGCAUGGGAACAGGACUUCAGAAAUAAAGUUAAGAAAUUGCACUUAAAAAUUGUUGCAAGAAUUUUUUGAGUUGUGUUCUGCAAGAGCAAAUUUGUUCCAACCCUAUCCUUGGGUCCCCUUUUGAAAAGUUAAGUUGCAAAGAUGGAUUGGAUUUAACUGGUCAAACUAGGGGUACAGGAAAAACAACUCUGGAAAUGAUCUUACUUCUGUCUCCAAAGGGCAUGUUAAAUAACUGUCUAGGUGUUUUUGUGUGUGUGGGGGAGGAGAGAGUGGUAGCCAUCGUCAUUCCUUGGAUUAUUUUUCCUGACCCUAGUUGCCAAAUAGCCAUCAUAUGCUUUUAAUAAUCGUUGUUUCUCUUUGUUGGUUAGGGUUGAAUUAAAAAGCUACUGGUUCAUUCCCAACUGUUAAUGUUCUCAAGUUGUGUUGGAAUCUUUUCAUUUAUGCUCUAGGUGGCCAGUUCAAAACUUUGUGCCUCAAGAGGCAGUAAACAUAAUGCAAUUUUCUGAAAGAAUUUAGUAUGCUGCUUUAAAUGUUUAAAAAAUGGCAUAGUAAUAAGAAAAGGUUGUGUCUGUGUUUUUAAGUUUUUCUUUAUUCUGCUUUUUUGCUGCUAUAAGAUUUUCUUGAAUUUAUAUUUUAAACUUUUCAUGCACUUUACUGUUUCUAGUCUCAAAGUGAUAUUUUUAAUAAAUAAGAAUUUUUUCCAUUAUGUGAAUGAAAUUUUUAAACAGAUUGAUAGCCUAUAUUUGUCUCAUUCAUAUAUUUAAAAAUCAAAUCUAAAUUGUUAAAUUAGUUUUAAAUACUAAGGAGCCAUCUUCUGUCUUGCAAAACUGAUACUUUAGGCUGUUCCACCAUUCUUUAAUUAAUAUUCCUUUUGUCAUUUUUAUAUACAGGAAGUCAUCCAUAGAAAAUCAGUUGGGCUAGAGUAGAAAAUCUAUCCUGAUUUUUGUUUUGCUGGGGGGGAGGGCGGGGGAUGUAAUGAUUGGUUUAGCAGAACAACAACUCCCAUUCAGAAGUGCCUAAAAAUGGAGGCAUCCUCUAUGGUCUAAUAUAAAUUGGACAUUUACUGUAGUUGAGUGAAAUUAAUGUAAAUAAUGUCUUUUUGUGCAACACCAAAAAAAACCUUUUAAAGAUGGAUUUUCCUCAAGGUGCAGGUAUCUUUUUAUAUACCUCAGUGUUCAACACCCUGCCAGGCUUAUAAAUUGAAAAAGUAAUUAGAGUAUAGUACUGGAAAGUAGAAUAGCAUGAAAAACUUAAUUUUGUGGACAUUACCUUUUUGUAAUCAGCUACUGUAUCUCUUUGGAGGGGUAGGUUCUCUGCUCUGGAGGUAUGCACUAACAAACCAUUUCCUCCUUUCAUACAUGCAUGUUAACUAGCAAUGUGAGCAAUAUUUCCUACCAUACUUCACUCCCAAUAUUUUUGAGAUGUUUGUAUAAAAUGGAAUUUAAAGUUCACCUAUGAUUGUAUAUGAACUGCAGAGGAGCCCGUUUAUUAAUAAUAAUAAAAUAAUCUUUUGUAAUGUUUGGGAGGGAAUAAAUUGGGAAACAUUGUAAACAGCUUAGGUUUAUUUUUUUUAAUUUUCUUUUGAUUUAUAAUUAAGUGAGACACUCUGUUGCAGGAAGGUGUUUAAUUGGGUUUUCUCUGCUUCUAAAUGCACUCUUUAGAACGUCCAUAAUCCUGUGUAAUUUUUAAGACUUGUUCUAUUUGAUAGAUGUUGCACAAAGCCUCUUCUGUGAAAAUGGGUGUUUGUGUUUCAGUUGGCACACACUUGGGGCAUGUUUACCCAAAUUUUACAUGUUCUUCCCCCUGCCACUUCUUUCCCAUACAUUCUGCUCCCCACUGCCCUGCUCUUUUUCCAACAACAAGGAGCACUACCUUUAUUGAGCUUCCAUUUCAGGUGAUCAGAAAUGCUGCUACCUUAUAAUGAUUUUGUUUUCAUUUGUGGUUUUUAAAAUACAAGUAAUUUGGAACAUUAUCAGUAAUAAACUGAGCAGUCUAAAGGUGAGCAACACUUUUAAACAAAAGCACAUGUAUCUUACAAAUGUUAACACACGUCAGCGUGUGUUAUGGAUGGAGACUCUUGGCUUACAAAGUCAAGGACUUGAGCAGUUUUGAAUGUGCAGAUUUUGAAAAUCUUUGAUUAAACUUUUUUUGGUAGUGGAAGGGGGAGGGAAGGAAACUGGGGAAAGUUGAGGUACCACAGUUGUUUACAAUAAAUAGAUGGGCACCUAAAUAUACCGGGCACUGAUCCUAGUCUCCCAGUUUUAAACAUUGGGACUACUGCAGCAUCCUCAGGACUGAUAACUAGAAAAAAGUUCAAAUUUGUAUAGUGCUCCUUGCUUAGUUGGCUUUGUUUUCAAAAUAUUGUGCCUGGUGUCGACUUCAAAGCAACAGCACUGCCUAAAGCAGAGAAAAAAAAUCUAACACCAUUCUACAAGCAACUUUUUAAAAUUCGGUAUGGUAAAUCUGUUAGAUACGGGGUUUUGUGUGUGUGUGUGUAUAUAAAAAUGAGAAUUUUUGUACAAUGUACCUGAAUAUUUUUGUUUCAUUUAUUUUGAUGUAAAGUGUGAACAUUUUGCAUACCACAUGUUGAAGUCAGGUAUGGCACAAUGGGUUCUGAGACCAGCUUUUCCCAUUUGCCUUGUUUAAAGCUAUGUCUUUUCUUCAGUUUCUUGCAUUCAUCAAAUACUUCAUUUCACCAAGAAGCUUACUUUGUGCAUUUUGAAGCCACUCUUGUUUCUAAUCUGCAGAAGCAUUAAACUGUAUUUCUUGUUAGUCCCAGCUCCUUGAUUCCUAUGUUUAUAGACUAUGGCCACAAUCUUCAAACUUACACAUUUUUCAAAAGGGCUCAAUGCUGGUACUACUCCCAAAAUUUCCCAAUUGACUUCACUGGGGACAAUGUUGAGCCAGUGCUGAGAAAAUCUGAAAAUCUUCCAGCCUGCUUGCUUUUUAAGUCUGAUUCCUCAACUGAUGUUCAGACACUUAAAUUACUACUAGCCUGGUGUGCAAAGGUGCUGAGCACCUGUGGCUCAGGUUUACUUAAGAAUUUCUGACAAUCAGGCCAUCUAUAGUUUUGGUGUUUGUUGUACAUGACUUUAGGAGCCCUACUUUCAGCACCUGGUUCUGAAGGCUUUGGUCUAAUUUACCAAGGAGUAGACUAAGAUAUGAAAGGCUCAUAUCACUUGAUUCCAUGGGGGCUACAUUUUUGGUUGGUGGGGGGUUACAGAUGUGGACUAUGGAGAAGAGAAAAACUAUAAUUUUUAAAAAGAAAUUAAAGGUUACUUUGUGUUUUAACUAUAAUAAGUUAUGCGAGGAAACCAUUCUUUUACUUACCCAUUUAAAUAGUUUUAAGACUUCUAAAUCACUUGUGCAUUAUUAAUAUUCUCCCAGUAAUAAACUGAGAGGAAGAAGUAGGCAGUUAUUAACACCUUUCCUUUCUUUGUUUCUUUUUUAAAGGUCAGAUUUAAACCCUACAACAGAACUGACUGUUUCCAUUCGAAAUCUAGGCUUUCAGCAUCAAAAAUUCAGCAUGAAACUUGGCAUAUGAGAUCUGAGUGAAAGGAUUUUUUAAUAAUAAUUGUCCAUAAAAAUGAUAGGCUGCAAUAUAAACAUGAAAGGAUUAGUUUGUAAUCUUGAAUUUUAUGCAACUCCCAUAACAAAUGGAGUUGUUAUAGCAAUAUUAAACUUUAAACAGGAAUUGUUUUAAAUGGCCUGAGUAGUAUAUAAUCCUACAGGUAGUAACUUUCCAGGUAUAUUCUGUUUUUCUGAAGUUAGUUUUCAUUAGUAAGGAAUACCUACAUAAAAAUAGAUGUCAUAACAUUUUAGGAUUACCUUUUAGAAUGACACUUUUCCCUUCUGUAUUGGGAAAAAUGAGCUGAAACAUAUUGAGACAUCAAUAAUGGCUAAACGUUAUAAAGGAAGAAGUCAUCUGCUUCUGUGUAGUUAUGUUUUAUUUGACCUGGUUAUUUUUUUCCCCAGUAUUUCGAUAGAAUAUGCUGUGUAAGUCUGCCUAUAUAUUCUGAAAUUUUGGAACUUUUAACUCCAUCAUAUUUUUUUUUGUAUCCAACAGUAAGCUAAAAUCAGUCAUAUAUAGAAAAAAAUUGAACAAAAACAUACAGCAUAAGUCAAGGAGUUAAUAACAACAUAGUUAUUACAUAUGUGUAUUGUAUAUUAUAAUACAUAUUUUGAGGUCUAUUUUUUUUGCUUUUUAGCAACCUUCAUAAAAUGAAUUGCUCAACCGAAAAUGAAGUAACAUUGAAUAAGAUUCUGCUCCCACUGAAGCUGAUGAAAGCAUUGUCAUUGACCUUUAGACCAAUAGUUUCAUCCCUAGUGUCUAGUCUACAAAUCUACCACUACUGCUGAAAAUGUUAGAAGUGAUUUAAAAGAUCAGUGGUUGAAUACAUAGGGUUUCUGAAUGAACUAAUAAUUUCUUUCCUGUUGAAGUGGUCUGUCCAGAAUAGUAUGGAGGCAGAGUGGCACAGGGAAUCUUUAAUUUGCUAGUCUAAGAUGAAAUUUUGGGGUGGGGCUUUUUCUGUUUAAUUAUGUGGUAAGACUUGAACCCUCUUUUGAAAGAGUACAGAGAAAACUCUUAAUAAAACAAUAAAAUAAAAUAACCCAUUUAUCAAAUCUUCUUAUGCCAGGUGUCAGCCUAGAAUUAACUUCUACAAAUUAUAAACAAAUGAAAAUCGGACUUGCACAUGUAGGUACCAGACACUGCUACAACUGAUUGGGGACAAAUUUAAAAAAAGCUGAACCCUAAAUGAUGAAUGCAUUUGUAUCCUGUGUAGUAGUGACCACAUCUGGCACCGAGAUGGAUAAUACUUGAUUUUGUUUCAGAGAACCAGGGUAAGGAAAAGAGAGUGAUGAAACUGAAGAGGCUGUGGGUGAGGUAUUGAAAGCAACUGGAAAAAUGGCAAUAAAAUUGCGACCUUUUAAAAUAAGCUCUUGUUUAAAACAAGUUACAGCAUAAUUUGACUCUAAUGGAUAAUAAAACAUGGUACCUAAAUUACACUUAAGAUUGGUUUGGUCUAAGGAUGGCACACUUUAGGAAUGUAUAUUCUUGGAGUAUGUUCUGAAAUAAGCUUGAGGUUGGGGAUUGUAUGUUUGUACUUCAAAUUGGAACAAUUCUGAUGGCAAAACAUGCCAAGUGAUAUGACUCUUGUCUUUUUUUGUUUUGCAAAUAGUACAGCAUGGGUUUUUUUCCUGUUUUUUAAGCUUGCAAAAUCCUUUACUGCUGUAGUGGGGAAGGAUAGUGAUUCUGGUACUUGGUCUCAUGUUUUUGUUAAACAGUUUCCAAGAUAUAGACAAGUUACCAAGUUUGCAUUUGUCUGUAUUUGUCUUUGUUCUUAAUCAAAGAAUCAUGGUGGCUCUCUUUACAAGUGUUGUUGUUUAUUUUGGCUUUGGCUUCAAUUUUUAAUUAAUGCGUAGUGUGGUUUUUCCAAGCAAUUAAAGUGUUGUGUGCACCAUGUUAGCUAAACUUGCCUGUAAUUCACUAAACCCAUACAUUUGACUGGAUCAGUGGUGAUAAAAGCUCAGGCUUUGCUUUUGUUCACAAUGGCAAUAUCUCACUCCUAGGUACAGUAGACCCUGCCUCUGUCUUCUGAAAACUGUAGUAUAACACUCUCUCUCUCUCUCUCUCUCUCUCUCUCUCCCUCCCCCCUCCUCUUUCUUCCUUUCUCUACAAAUCUGUUGAAGUACCUUGUUUCCAUUUUAUGAAAACUCUGCCUGUGCUCUGGAAAAGUUUCCGACUCUAGACUUAGCUCUGCAUUUGGACAGCUCGAGUAUUGCACACACAAACUUUGAAUUAAGUGCCAAUCCUGCUUCCACUGAAAGCUGUAGCAACUUUGCCUUGACAAAAGUAGAAAGCAGGUCAGGCCUAUGGUCAGUGUUGAGCUGCAGAUUUCUUAAACACUAGCCAUUUAGGGAAAAAUAUACCCCCUUUUUUUUGAGUUUCUGUAUAGUUGCCCUACUGCAGGAGAGUCAUGGAUUUAGGUUAAAGCUUUUUUAUCUUUCUGGUCCUCACAGAGCCACAGUUAGAGUUGGGCCUUUAUUGCAUAUAACCUGCUUAAUUGUGUAAUAUUAAAUAAGUGCCAACUGAGGGAAUUCUGCAGGAGGGCCUGUUUGACAGUAGGUCCAGCCAAUUUCUUCUUACGUUUUCAUAGGAAAAUACUCUAACCUUUUAAAUUUGAAAGACGUAUUUUCAUGUACAGUUCAGAGGUCAUAUAGAUCCUUUUUUAUUUUAGUAAGUAACUUCAUCUAGUUGUCAGAAAGCAAAGCCAUCUUUACUUUAGGUCUGAGCAAAAUGCCUAUUCAACUUACCACACAAAAGGAAUUUUAAAACUAUUGGCCUUCCUCAAACCAUUUGGAUUUUCUCUUCAAAUUUCAGAAUUUAAAAAAAUGCUCAUUUAAAAAAAAUAAAUUUAACUGAUUAAAGUGCCAUGUAGUUGUAGUGUCAACUGACUCCACUGAACCAGUCCAUUAAUUUGUCAUCCAUAAUUAUACUUUUCUAGCAAGAGACUGUCAGACAAAAAUCACCAGCUGUUUUGUUACAAUUUACCAGUAAAUGAGGUGGAAACUCCUAAUUGCACAGCUCAGCUGAGAUUUUGCGCAAUAUAUACUGUACAGCACAUGCGUGCAAAAGGGAGAGGUUUUACUUUUUACAGACAGUGUGGACAGUACUGAAUAAAGACUAACUGUGCUAAGUGUCCUGCCCUUUUUAACCUUGUGGCAGCUCAAAAGGGAGGUGCUGAAAAUCCUGAACUGUUAUUGUCAGAUGACAGUAUUUUUUUCCAUUCUGGAGAUUGGGUACUGCUCACACAUGAUGUAUAGGGCUAAAUAUCUGCUUGUUUCUUUGCACCUGUGUACUUUUAUUUCCCUCUGUAGGCAAUAAAUGGCCAUUUUGCAACCA
This is a messenger RNA of Alligator mississippiensis (American alligator), 9577 nucleotides long. It is a transcript of the gene CNOT6L, whose product is annotated as CCR4-NOT transcription complex subunit 6 like. Gene Ontology annotation, molecular function: poly(A)-specific ribonuclease activity; protein binding. Bases 181 to 1833 code for a protein of 550 amino acids. Gene Ontology annotation, biological process: nuclear-transcribed mRNA poly(A) tail shortening. The record is from RefSeq and is a predicted model, not a curated record. The transcript is spliced from 12 exons. Lineage: Eukaryota; Metazoa; Chordata; Crocodylia; Alligatoridae. Gene Ontology annotation, cellular component: CCR4-NOT complex; cytoplasm; nucleus.